CCGCGAUCCGACCUACUCUGCAUCUGCAAACCCCUCAUCGACAAACACCACACAACCACCCCUUCCCAUUACCGAAUAUCAAGACGAACCAAAAUGCAGUCCCUGCGAUUCCAGAUUCCUCGCGCUGCGCGCGCAUUCUCGACGACACCCGCCCGACCUCUUGCGAAGAUGCAGCUCAUUGGCCGUUUGGCUGAUGUUCCAGAACUCGUUCCUACUUCGACUGGUCGCGAAAUUGUAAAAUAUGCAAUCGGCGUCAGCGAGGGCCCAAGAGAUGAGAAUGGACAACGCGGAGUUAGCUGGUUCAAGGUUGCGAGCUUUCAAGAUGGUCCUCAGAGAGACCUGUUGCUCAGCCUGCCUAAAGGAAGCCACAUCUACGUUGAGGCAGAGGCUCGCAUGAACACUUACGACACCGAGGCCGGCAAGCGCACAUCACUGAACCUUUUGCAACGCAACUUCGAACUCCUUCAGAGGCCAAAGAACACCGAGGACGCCAAUGCUGCCGAACAGACCUCGUAAAAGGUCUGUGUAACACAGGCCUAAGGCGUUGCGGAAUCUCUGUACGAAUGCUCGUGCACUGGUUCCCCCUGUGCGACUAUGUGAUGUGAAGGCGAUGGAGGCCAGGUGCCUCUUUUGAACGACAUGUAUAAUACCCCAAGACUGUUGAUGUGAGCGAGGCGUUGGCGCAGUGACCUCGUGGUCGGCAGAUAUGACCUUUGUGGAUGGCGGCCAGAAGCCCAGCUUGUUUUCAUUUGUGCAGCAGCGAGUGUAGAUGGACAUACAAAUCUCGACUCUUCCCAGCAUCAGGUAUCGCGGAAGCUCGCUUGAUCUGCAAGGACACGAUGUGACCCAUAUGAAUGGUCCUUGGCUGUGCAAGGGUGGUCGUCAACCUAAUCUUGACCACACCGGAAGGACAUCAUCACCGUGGAGCGUUCCCUGGAGGCUCUGCAAAAGUCUCACAAAUGAUCGAGACGUUGCUCAGCACACCAUUGAAAGCGGACACAUCGUCAUUCGUAUCUAAACGGUUGCAGAC
Cercospora beticola is the source of this 1030-nucleotide messenger RNA. RefSeq names its product Rim1p (gene RIM1). Gene Ontology annotation, molecular function: single-stranded DNA binding. NCBI's taxonomy places the organism in Eukaryota, Fungi, Ascomycota, Dothideomycetes, Mycosphaerellales, Mycosphaerellaceae. The record is from RefSeq and is a predicted model, not a curated record. Gene Ontology annotation, biological process: DNA replication.